Molecule: messenger RNA, 1314 nt
Organism: Xyrauchen texanus (razorback sucker)
Lineage: Eukaryota; Metazoa; Chordata; Actinopteri; Cypriniformes; Catostomidae
Product: pre-mRNA-splicing factor 18-like
Exons: 10
Coding region: 92-1126 (344 amino acids)
Biological process (GO): RNA splicing; generation of catalytic spliceosome for second transesterification step
Cellular component (GO): U2-type post-spliceosomal complex; U4/U6 x U5 tri-snRNP complex; U5 snRNP
Source: RefSeq, a predicted model, not a curated record
GGAAACGGAAGUGCCUAAACAUCGUGCUGUUGUUGGAUGUUUACGGUCAGAAAUCACAUUCGAUUGACUUUUGUUUUGUUUUUGGGUUAUCAUGGAUAUGCUCAAGGCGGAGAUCGCAAGGAAAAGGCAGCUUAUAGAGGAUACAGAUCUGGUAGAUAACACAAAGAAAUACUUUAAACGGGCUGAUUUGGCUCGUAAAGAAGAGGAGGAUUAUUUCAAAAGAUGCGGAUACAAGCUGGACAUGCAAGAGGAGGAGGAGCUUCCGUCUACAUCAUCCAAUCCCAUGUUAGAACUGGAGCUCACAGAGGAGAAGCUUCCAAUGACGCUCUCUCGACAGGAGGUCAUCAGGCGUCUGAGAGAACGUGGCGAGCCGAUCCUUCUGUUUGGCGAAUCGGAUUAUGAUGCUUUUCAGAGAAAUCGCAUGAUUGAAUUUCUAGCACCGGAAGUGAACAAGGGUUUGAGGAACGAUUUGAAGACCGCCAUGGACAAGAUCGAUCUGAAGUAUUUGAAUGAGAUUGUGGGAGGAGAUGGUUCAGAGCGGGACACACAACAUGAUCUCAAAGUACAUGAAGAAAACACCACCAUUGAGGAGCUGGAGGCUCUGGGAGCGUCUCUUGGCACAGUUGAUGAUGUCAGAGACAUGGACAUCAUAAUCAAAGUACUAAGGUUUUUGCUGGGCGUGUGGGCCAAAGAUCUCAACAGCAGAGAGGACCAUGUCAAACGUAGCGUGAAGGGCAAAGUCGCCAGCGCCACCCAAAAACAGACCGAAUCUUACCUGAAACCUCUUUUCAGAAAACUACGCAAUAAGAAUUUGCCAGGAGACAUUAAGGAGUCCAUCACAGACAUCAUAAAGUUCAUGCUGGAGAAGGAGUAUGUAAAGGCAAAUGACGCCUAUCUGCAGAUGGCUAUAGGGAACGCUCCCUGGCCCAUCGGCGUGACCAUGGUGGGCAUCCACGCUCGUACUGGCCGCGAGAAGAUCUACUCCAAACACGUAGCCCACGUGCUCAACGACGAGACCCAGAGGAAAUACAUCCAGGGUCUGAAGAGGUUAAUGACGAUCUGCCAGAAACAUUUCACAACGGAUCCCUCGAAGUGCGUGGAGUACAACGCUCUGACAAACACCUGACCGCGUUCAAAACGAUGCAUCUCAUGUUGUAAAUAACCUAUUGACUGUAAAUGCACCCCUGUUUUUAGAACAUUUGCGAUCUUUUAAAUAAAGGCUUUUGUUAUCGUAUGCUACAGACUGUGUAUGCACUGGUGUCAGUUACUGAGCCGAGCGCUAAUAAAAAUGUUUCACCGUUUACGUUUCUCACU